Messenger RNA from Acaulospora morrowiae, 1023 nucleotides. The record is from the annotation of a GenBank genome assembly. Lineage: Eukaryota; Fungi; Glomeromycota; Glomeromycetes; Diversisporales; Acaulosporaceae.
AUGUUCGUCCUUCGUAGAAUCAACGUUGAUGUAGCUAAACGUUUUUUCUCGUCUUCAGCUGGUGUUCACGCUGCCAAGGUAUCCGUCCUUGGCGCUGCUGGAGGUAUCGGACAACCACUCUCCCUUCUACUCAAGAAGAACGAGUUGAUAUCCGAAUUGUCACUUUACGAUAUUGUAAACACCCCUGGUGUCGCCGCCGAUAUAAGUCAUAUCAACACUAAUAGCAAGGUCACCGGCUUCAUUCCCGAAAAUGAAGGUCUAAAACAUGCUCUCUCGGAUUCCACGAUCAUUGUCAUUCCAGCAGGUGUUCCCCGAAAACCUGGAAUGACGCGUGAUGACCUGUUUAAUACCAAUGCCUCCAUAGUCAGGGAUUUGGCUGCCGCGGCUGUCAAAUAUGCACCCAAGGCAUUUCUAGCAAUCAUAUCCAAUCCAGUUAAUUCGACCUUACCAAUCGUUUCAGAAGUUUUCAAGAAACACGGAGUCUACGAUCCAAAGAGACUCUUUGGAGUCACCACCCUUGAUGUUGUUCGCGCAUCCCGUUUUGUAUCCGAAAUCAAAGGCACAAAUCCAAAAGAUGAGAAUGUCACUGUUGUCGGUGGUCAUUCUGGUGUUACCAUUGUACCUCUACUUUCCCAAACACGUCAAAAAUUCACCGAAGAAGAAUUGAAGGCUUUAACACACAGGAUUCAAUUCGGCGGCGAUGAAGUUGUUAAGGCAAAAGCUGGUACCGGAUCGGCGACACUUUCGAUGGCUUUUGCCGCCGCUCGUUUCACUGACUCGCUACUUCGGGCCAUAGUUCUCGGAGAAUCGGGUAUAAUCGAGCCGACUUAUGUGAAAUCGGAUCUCUUCUCCUCGGAAGGGGUUGAUUACUUUGCUUCAAAUGUCGAAUUAAGUCGUGAAGGUGUUGGUAAGAUCCACCCAUUGGGAUCCAUCAGUCCAUACGAAGAACAACUCAUCGGAGCUGCAUUACCCGAGUUAAAAAGUAAUAUUAGAAAGGGUGAAGAGUUUGUGGCCAAUAACUAA